GGCGCGGUUUUGUGAGCGCUCUGUGAGAAAGGGAAUAAUUUUAAAGUGAAACCGCUGAGUGUGUUCGGGCGGUGGGUGUUUUUGACAGGAUGUGUGAACAGGGGCUGGAGAUGGCCUCCAUCCUGCCGGCUCUGCGGGAGUUGGAGAGUGCCCGCGCAGAAGAUUACAAUACUGUGGUGCAGAAGCCAAGACAGAUUCUUUGUCAGUUUGUUGACAAAAUGCUCACAGAUGUGGAUGUUGUUGCUUUGGAGCUUUCGAAGAAAACUGAUUCUCAGCCAACAUGUGUGAUGUUGUUGGAUUUUAUCCAACACAUUAUGAAAUCCUUUCCUCUUAUGUUUGUAAACAUACCACAAAAGCCAACUAAACAAAUUCAGCAGAACAGUAGUGAUGAUGAGUGCAGUUGUAUUGGUUUCAGUAACUGGAUUAUAACCAGGCUUCUUCGGAUUGCCGCAGCCCAAAAUUGUCAAGUGCUUCAUGACUGUGUUGCAAAGAUUAUACUAUCUUUGCUUUGGCUGUUCAAGAGCAAGAAUCCCUUUAUAUUUGGAACACAAACCAAGGAACUAUUGGGCCUCUUUCAGGAUUUGAUUUCUUUGAGGGAGAAGAACCCGAUGAUGUACAAUAAGCAGAGUUUGUUUUUCCAGCCAUUCAUAGUUAAUCGUUUUGUUGUGGCUGAGAGAGAAGAUGCAGAGUAUUUAACCCCUGCACCCCUUCAGUUAUCCUGUGUAUUACAAGUAGAAUCGUUGGAGGUCAUAUUACUUCGAAUACUUUCAUCAAUUCUUUCGAGUGUGUUUUGCAGAAGACAGAGACUAAUCUUGUGGGAAAUAGGAUGCUCUCUUUUAGAACAUGGCAGUCCCAGGAUUAAGGGUAUCGUGUUGUCCUUGUUAACAAAGUUGAUAAACCUUGGAGGACCACCACCAGAAGAAUUGGCAAAUAUGUUCUUUACAAGUUUGAUUGGUCUCUUGAAACUGUUUAAAGAGGCUGACAGAGCAGAAUUAGAAUUGUAUGAAGAGCCAUUUGCGUGUUUGGUCAGAGCACUCUUUCCUGUCACUGCUGAGCAUCAUGCAAGCUCAUUCACAAUAGAACCCAUUUACCUUAAUAUGUUGAUGGAGAAACUAAGUGUGUUUAUUAGAGAUGGUCUGUUAAGACUCAUUAAUUCUGAUAAAUUGAGAUCAGCGCUAUGUCAAAUAUUUCAGCACUUUUUGAUGUUUGCUCCAUCAGGACUGGUGUGUGCUGCACCAAUACAAAAGCAACGUAUACACCUAAUAUGCACAGCUUUAAUUGAAAUGAUAGGAACUGAACCCAAGCAAGAGUAUUUGUUAAGUUGCUUGUAUAUUGCAAUGAGAGCCGAGGGGAUGACUGUUAUCCAAGAAAUGUGUGAUCGGACCCGGGCACAAUUGAUGCAGGUUCCUGAAACAGAUGGAGGGAAUAGCAGUGAUGAAGUUCCUGAGAAAAAGCCACGUUUGAGUUUUACUGCACAGUGCAUGCAGAAAACAUUCAGACCAGCUGAAUCUGGUCCAGUGGAAAUGAAAUUCAAGAGCAAAUUAUGGUGGACAAUGUGCAAUAAGUUGAUGUCAUUGACCAAUUUACUGGAGAAGGUUCAGUCACAUGAGAAGGCUGUAACUGUGUUGGAGGGUAUUGUAGUUACAUUUCGGUUGGCUGCUCUAUGUACAGCAUUCUGUGACCAAGGAAUUUUAGAUAGAAGCAAAAUAAAUGAUGUGGCCAAUGGGAAGGUACAAUGUUCCACAGGAAUUUCGUCAAUGAAAAUACAACUGGUUUGGAUAAAUUUUGAGAUGUUUACUCAAGUCCUGGAAUAUGGAAAAAAACAACUGAUUGUUGGUUCCAAAGAUGAUGAAUUAGAACCGUUAGUCAGCAGAUUAAUAAAAGUAAUUGAUGCUGCAAUCUACUUGCAAGCUGGACAAGGUCAGGUGGACGAAGUUGCACUUAAGACACUUUGUGACUUUUUGUCAUUACCAUGGAUUCACAAACACAGCACUGAUGUAGCUUUCAAAUCUGUUGACUUCAGUUCUGAGCUGGUAUCCCUGAGUCAGCAUUUGUCAAACAGUUUUUCACACCAGAACCAGGCAAAAUGUGUGUACCUGCUUUCUCUGCUACAUGAGAUACGUCCUGAAUGGAGAACUGCAAUACACAGAUGGUCUUUGCAGUGUUCCAGUGAUGUCACCUGUGCAGGUUCUGUGCGAGGAUUUCCCGUACUCCUGCAUUAUCUAGGUGUUAAGUCACACUCUCUCAUUGAGGAGCUUCUCUUAAACAAACUUCAAGAUGAGUCCAAUUUGAUACGUGAAGAAUUAGCCAAUAAUGUUGGAAAGUUAAUCUGUGUGCUUUCAAGCAAAUCAGAGUUGUUGCUUCCCACCAAUGACUUGCCACUUACAAAUGCAGAUUGUGAACUCCUGUGCCAUAAUAUCUCUGUACGGAGUGAAUGUACACUGGCUGGACCAACAGUUGAACCUUCUAUUCUUAUUCCAUUCCUUGUGCUAAUUCAGAAGUCAAUGCCUGCUUCAGUAAAACGUGCUUUUAUAAGCAACAUUCCGUAUCUAUGUAAACAUGUGAAUUUGGGGAAAACUGGCUCGGAUACCAAAACCAUUUAUUGUGCAAUACUGAACCUCAUGAACGAUCCAGAUAAAGCUGUCAGAAUUGCGUUUAGUGAAAAAAUACAUCAUUUGUUAAAUUCUCAAGAAGUUGAAGAACAAAGUUUACUGAAAGAGCUGCUUGUAUCCAAGCUGAAGGAGGCAUAUGCAAAUGCUAAGAUUUCAAGAAAUAAUGAACUAAAAGAUACACUAAUCAUUACAACAAGAGAAAUUGGACGAGCUGCCAGAGGAGAUUUGGUUCCAUUGGCCCUUUUGCACCUAUGCCAUUGUUUGCUGUCCAAGUUCACAUUUGUUGCGGGUGCUGCUUAUACAGAGAUCAGAGCACUAGCUGCAGCCAAAGGUAUGAAGCUGCAAGCUUUCUUCAGCCAGUACAAGAAGCCCAUAUGCCAGUUUUUGGUGGAGUCAUUACAUACAAGGCACCUGGCAGCCAGUUCUAGUAUUGAAGGUCAGAGUAAAGAACAAUGCCAGCGUGAGGCAGAUCACCAGCGGCAGAUUACACUCGAUAUCUUGUCUGAAGUAGCUCAAGUGUUCGAUUUUCCAGAUUUGAAUCGCUUUCUCACGCGUACCUUACAAUCUCUGUUGCCGUACCUGGCUGCAAAGGCCAGUACCACUUCUUCAUUGCUGAUCCGGACCAUAGCAAAGCAAUUGAAUGUCAAUCGGCGAGAGAUAUUGAUCAACAACUUUAAAUACAUUUUUUCCCACCUGGUUUGUUCCUGCUCAAAGGAUGAACUUGAGCGCGGUCUCCAUUAUCUCCAGAAUGAAACAGAGCUUGAACUAGGCAGCCUUCUCAGACAAGAUUUCCAAGGGUUACAUAAUGAACUACUGCUGCGUAUCGGAGAGCACUAUCAGCAGGUUUUCAAUGGACUGGCCAUACUGGCUGCUUCUGCUUCGAGAAAUGAUCAGUGCCAAGCACCCAGAGACAUUACUUCAGCAGUGUUAAUGGCGGACUACUUGCAACCAAAAUUGUUGGGGAUUCUGGCCUUUUUUAAUAUGCAUCUACUGAGUUCCAGUGUUGGAAUGAAUGAUAAAAUGAUGGCCAUGAAUAGUUUAAUGUCGUUAAUGAAAUUGAUGGGACCAAAACAUAUUAGUUCCGUCCGGGUAAAGAUGAUGACCACUCUGAGGACAGGCCUACGAUACAGAGAUGAAUUUCCUGAGUUAUGCUGCAGAGCUUGGGAUUGCUUUGUACGAUGCUUAGAUCCUGGUUAUCUGGGGGCCCUUCUCAGUCAAGUGAUUGUGGCUUUGCUGCCUUUAAUGUCGAUUCAGCCAAAGGAGACAGCUGGAAUAUUUCGCUAUCUUAUAGUGGAGAACAGAGCUGAAGUAAAAGAUUUUCUCCAUGAGAUUUACUUUUUGCCAGAACAUCCUGAUUUUACUGAGAUCCAGAAGGUUCUGCAAGAUUACAGAAAGGAGACUUCUAAAAGCACAGACUUACAAACUGAACUGCAGCUUUCGAUGCGUGCUGUUCAGCAUGAGAAUGUAGAUGUCCGUAUACAUGCACUGACCAGUUUGAAGGAUACUUUGUUCAAGAAGCAGGACCAGUUGGUGAAACUUGCCACAGACAGUGAGACAGUAGAACCUAUUAUCUCUCAGCUGGUGAUGGUGCUUCUGAAGGGCUGCCAAGAUGCAAAUGCACAAGCUCGACUUCUCUGUGGAGAGUGUCUUGGUGAGUUGGGAGCAAUCGAUCCCGGCCGAUUGGACCUCAUGACCAGUAACACAGAGGGAAAAAGCUCCACGUUUGUGGCUGGUGUGGAGGACCCCAAUUUUGCCCAUCAUCUGCUGAUUGAGUUGACAAGAGCCUUCCUUGCUUAUGCAGAUAAUGUUCGCGCUCAGGACUCGGCUGCUUAUGCCAUUCAGGAGCUGCUACAAAUAUAUAAAUGUAAGGAAGGGAAAACAGAUUGCCCAGGACGCAGGUUGUGGCGGAGCUUUCCAGAGCAUGUUCAAGAAAUCUUGGAGCCUCAUUUAAACACCAGGUAUAAAAGCUCCCAGAAGACUUGCAAUUGGGUCAGCAUUAAGAAGCCAUUUUAUCUUGGUAAACAUGACAGAAAUUUUGCAGAGUGGUCAGCAACAUGGGCAGGAUACCUCAUAACCAAGGUUCGAAGUGAGCUAGCCAGAAAAGUGUUUGACUGUUGCAGCUUUAUUACGAAACAUGAUUUUAAAGUGACAAUCUAUCUGCUACCUCAUAUCCUAGUAUACGUUUUGCUUGGGUGUAAUGAAGAGGAUCAACGUGAAGUUUAUUCAGAAAUGAUGGCUGUUCUAAAGAAUGACGAAGCUUCGGACAGGACUUUGCAGGACAGUGCAUCAGAUCUGAGUCAGUUGAGUACUCAGACUGUUUUCUCUAUGUUGGAUCAUCUUGCCCAGUGGUCCCGACAUAAAUUACAGGCUCUUAGCUCUGAGAAAAGUGGGAGCAGAUCCAGUAAAGACAGAGGGGGACCUAAUGUUUCAAGCUCAGAGUACAAAGAGUAUCAAAAUGUCACCUCUUUUCUGGACCUCAUACCCCAGGAUGCACUUGCUGUUGCUUCGUUUCGAUCUAAGGCUUAUACUCGAGCAGUGAUGCACUUUGAAUCCUUCAUCACAGAAAAGAAAGAGAACAUUCAGCAGCAUCUUGGAUUUUUACAGAAGCUAUAUGCAGCAAUGCAUGAGCCAGAUGGUGUAGCUGGAGUGAGUGCAAUCCGUAAAGGAGAGCGAUCUCUCAGAGAACAGAUUUUAGAACAUGAGAGCAGUGGACUGCUGAGGGAUGCUACAGCAUGUUAUGACAGAGCUAUUCAGUUGGAACCUGAUGAGAUUAUUCAUUAUCGUGGACUGAUGAAAUCUAUGCUUGGGCUUGGCCAGUUGUCCACAGUAAUCACUCAGGUUAAUGGAGUACUUGCAAGCAGGCCUGAGUGGACCUCUGAAUUAAACACAUACAGAGUUGAGGCAGCAUGGAAACUCACACAUUGGGACUUGCUCCAGAAUUAUGUGGCUACAGAAGGGAAAUCCUGUUCUUGGAGCGUAAGACUUGGACAACUGUUGCUCGUUGCUAAACAGAGCAAUGCAGAGCGUUUCUAUGAACAAUUGCAGGUUACCCGAGCAGAACAGAUUGUGCCUCUCUCUGCAGCAAGUUUUGAACGAGGGUCCUAUCAGCGAGGUUAUGAGUACAUCGUCAGAUUGCAUAUGUUGUGUGAGCUGGAGCACAGUGUCAGAGGAUUGCUUCACCAGGAAUCUGGGAAACAUCAUAAAAAACAAGAACAUCCUCUCAACUGGCAGGCUCGGCUAGAAAUGACUCAGAAUUCCUUUCGGGCCAAGGAGCCCGUCUUGGCUCUACGCAGAGCACUGCUCCAUGUCAAUAAAACGACAGACUACAGUGAGCUGGUUGGAGAAUGUUGGCUGCAAAGUGCCAGAGUUGCCAGGAAAGCAGGCCAUCACCAAACUGCAUACAAUGCUCUCUUAAAUGCAGGCGAAUCCAAAUUACCUGAGCUUUACAUUGAAAGAGCAAAGUGGCUUUGGUCCAAGGGGGAUGUUCACCAAGCAUUGAUCGUCCUGCAGAAAGGUGUUGAGUUGUGUUUUGGAGAUACAGAAGCUGAAAUUAGUGAUGAUAAAAGCUGCUUAAUAAAGGGGAAAGCUGUGCUAUUGGUUGGACGUUUUAUGGAAGAGACAGCGAAUUUUGAAAGCAAUGCAGUUAUGAAAAAAUAUAAGGAAGUAACCACUUUGUUACCGGAUUGGGAAGAUGGACAUUUUUACUUGGCAAAAUACUAUGACAAAUUGAUGCCAAUGGUAACUGAUAACAAGAUAGAGAAGCAGGGAGAUUUGAUUCGCUACAUCGUCCUUCAUUUUGGCACUUCACUGCGGUUUGGAAAUCAGUUCAUUUACCAGUCUAUGCCUCGAAUGUUAUCACUGUGGCUUGAUUAUGGAGCAAAAGCCUACGAAUUGGAAAAAGCAUCUGGACGUAUUGCUGAUCGUAUUGCCAUGAGAACAGAUCUUGAAAAGAUUAACAAGGUGAUAGAGGAUCACACGAACCACCUGGCUCCCUACCAGUUUCUGACUGCAUUUUCACAGCUGAUUUCACGGAUAUGCCAUUUCCAUGAUGAUGUGUUUGCUCGUCUGAAGGGCAUUAUUGUUAAGGUUUUCCUAGCUUAUCCUCAGCAGGCUAUGUGGAUGAUGACAGCUGUUUGCAAGUCAUCUUAUGCAACACGCGUUACCAGGUGCAAGGAAAUUCUACAGAAGGCCAUUAAUGAUAAGAGCUGUUUAGGCAAGUUUAUAGGAGAUGCCACUCGUCUCACUGAAAAAUUGCUGGAAUUGUGCAACAAAUCGGUGGAUGGAAAUACCACGACAUUAAGCAUGAAUGUUCACUUCAAAUUGCUGAAACGACUGGUGGAAGAGCCUGCUUUCAGUGAAAUCCUCAUUCCUUUACAAUCCGUGAUGACUCCCACUCUACCAUCAACUGCAGGCACUCAUGCAAACCAUGACCCUUUCCCCGGUCACUGGGCCUACAUCGCUGGUUUUGAUGACAUGGUGGAGAUCCUAGCCUCUCUUCAGAAGCCAAAGAAAAUCAAUCUUAAGGGUUCUGAUGGAAAAUCCUACAUUAUGAUGUGUAAGCCCAAGGAUGAUCUCAGGAAAGAUUGUCGCCUCAUGGAAUUUAACUCUCUAAUUAAUAAGUGCUUACGAAAAGAUGCAGAGUCACGCAGGAGAGAACUUCACAUCAGAACAUAUGCAGUCAUUCCCCUGAAUGAGGAAUGUGGUCUUGUUGAGUGGGUUAACAACACUGCUGGCUUAAGACAUAUUCUGAAUAAGCUGUACAAAGAAAAAGGUGUUUACAUGAUUGGUAAAGAACUGCGUCAGUGCAUGCUGCCUAAGCAAGCACCUUUGGAGGAGAAAUUAUCUGUGUUCAAGCAGCAGCUUCUGCCCCGUCACCCUGCUGUCUUUCACGAAUGGUUCCUUAGGACUUUCCCUGAUCCAACUUCAUGGUACAGCAGUAGAUCAGCUUACUGCCGUUCUGUUGCUGUGAUGUCAAUGGUUGGCUAUAUUCUGGGUCUCGGUGACCGCCAUGGAGAAAACAUUCUGUUUGACUCUUUAACAGGAGAAUGUGUUCAUGUGGACUUUAACUGCCUUUUUAAUAAGGGGGAGACCUUUGAUGUUCCAGAAGUUGUCCCUUUUCGCCUCACCCACAAUAUGGUCCAUGCCAUGGGCCCUAUGGGGACCGAAGGUUUGUUCCGCCGGGCCUGUGAAGUGACUUUGAGGUUAAUGCGUGAUCAACGAGAACCUUUAAUGAGUGUUCUGAAAACUUUUCUGCAUGACCCACUGGUGGAGUGGAGUAAACCAGUAAAAGGAAGUACAAAAGUUCAACCCAAUGAAACUGGGGAGGUAAUCAAUGAAAAGGCCAAGACCCAUGUUCAAGACAUAGAAAAACGACUACAUGGAGUGAUUAAGACGAGAAAUAAGGUGAAGGGCUUGCCUUUAUCCAUUGAAGGUCAUGUUCACUACCUUAUUCAGGAAGCAACCAAUAUAAAUCUCCUGUGUCAAAUGUAUCUGGGCUGGGCUCCAUACAUGUGAUAGCAUUCACAAAAAUCUGCAAUUUUGGUAUCAGGAUGAAGGAAGGUAUUUAUUUGACAUCAUUUAUUCCCAGCAUUAAACAACCACCAUCAAUUGCUAAUCUUUCAGGAAGCUACUUUUAUAUCACUGCAGAACACCUUUUGCAGUGAUUUUCAUUUGGCAACUUACUUCAGAAAGAGAACAAUAUAUUCUUGGCAAAUAGUUCGCAUGAUAAAGAUCAAGACCAUAUGGGAUUCUCCUUCAAUUCCAGAAGCCGUCAUAAACGACACAGAUUUUCUUUACUGUCUUCUACUGAUUGCAUGGCAAACCCAAACAACUUGAAAUUUGUGGGUAUCUCAGAGGCUGAGCAAGUAAGGACAAAUGGUUUGCUUAUGUGAAUACUGGGAACAGGUUCAAAAGAUUGAACUUCAGUUACUUCAGUGAGGCCAGAGACUGCAGCAUGCUGUCAAUUUUAUUAUAAGACAUUGCAAGAAGAGCAUUGGUCACCCACACAAUUUAUUAAUUUGAAUGUGACUUUUUGUUAAGUUAUAUUAAUAGUACUCCAUUAAGAUUGAGAAAAAUUCAUUUUAUAACUGACAAAGCUGUGGGAUGCUGAGAUACAAGGAAGUGUGCAACCCUCUGCAUUUGAGUGGAGAUUGAAGAUCUUUGCAUAUCUGUAAGAAAAGUGAGAUACCACCUCCAAUGACUCCGUUAGCUCAUACAUGGUAGGUGACACUGAAGUCAGUGUUGGGUUAGUUUUGUUAUUUUGAUUUUAAUUGUCCUCCUUUGGUAUCUGUGUGCAAUGUUUUUGGUGCAGGUGACACCAAGUCAUGAUAGUUAAUUAUGUCAUGGUUCUACUUGCAACUUACAAAUAUGAAACGUUGGAGGAAAAUAUGCACAUUUGUUGAGAAGUACUUUCAUGUAGCUAUUUUGUGUGCCAUUUCAAGGUUAGUUGUAAAAUCUUGACAGCAGAAAAAAAACUUCUGAAAAAUAUUUGUACAGGGCUGUACACUCUGAAAUUGCAUGUUUUGGAUGAGACUUUCUAUUUUUAUGUUCACAAUCUUGGUCCACAUUAAUGUGUAAAAUAAACAUUGAAUAGAAACUUACUGUCUUUUUAGAUGCCAACAUUUUAACACUCUUGUUAAACUCAGCAGCAGUGUUAUAACCUUUCCACUAACUAUUCAUUAGUCAAAAAUGUUGUUUGUCAAAAAGGAAUAUUGCUUGACACCCUGUAGCACUUUGUACCAAAGUAUGACAUCAAAAUACAGCUUCAUGUUAGAGGUUUCUGUAGAUAGCCUGACACUACCAAAGUGAGAGAUGCUUCUCGACCAUGGAAGGGAGCAUCCAUUUUAUAAAAGCCACGUAGCCACUUUCGAAUACAUAAAUAUAAAGUGGAAGAAGAAUCAUAUUGGGCUCAAAACCUUAACUCUAUUUCUCUGUACACAGGUGCUGCCAGACCUGCUGAAUUUCUCCAAUGUUUUUUUUGUCACUAAAGAAUAUUGUUUACUCUCCUAUUGUGGAUUGUCAGUUAUUCUAAGUACAGUUAAAGUACAGGAGAACAUUCUUUUGACUGUGAAGAAAGAGGUGCAAGGUGUUUGGUAUUUGUUUAAAAAAGUGUACUUCACAAGGUAUUUUACAAAAGAAAAUUUGUAUAGCAUCUUGCAAGUAAAAUGUCCCAAGGUACUUCAGAGGACAAAUAUCAGUUGAAAAUGAGUAACGCCAGAUAUUCAAACAGGUGACUCGGUGUCAAUUUUAGAGUUUCUUAAAAGGAAGGCAGAGAUGUUUAAGAGAAAAUUUAAAGAAGUUUUGGCCUAAGCAACUGAACCAAGACUACCAAUGGUGCUGGUGAGGAUCUUAGAUACAUUAGGGGUCAGAAUUUCAGUAAAACUGUUUUCUGAGAAUUGCAGGGCAAGAAAACGUGACAGAGAUAACAAGAGGCAAAGCCAUUGAAUGAUUUGGGCACACUGAGAAUUUUAAAGUGAGGCAUUACUGACCUUGAGCAAAUAUAGAGCGGUGAGCACUGAUGUGCUAGUGGGGCUCUAUGCAUGUGGAGUUACAGGCAGUGCAGUUGAUUGAAUCAUAGAACAUAGAAAAAACAUAGAAAAAUACAGCGCAGUCCAGGCCCUUUGGCCC
Molecule: messenger RNA, 10238 nt
Organism: Chiloscyllium plagiosum (whitespotted bambooshark)
Lineage: Eukaryota; Metazoa; Chordata; Chondrichthyes; Orectolobiformes; Hemiscylliidae
Gene: atr
Product: ATR checkpoint kinase
Biological process (GO): DNA repair; telomere maintenance; DNA damage checkpoint signaling
Cellular component (GO): nucleus; chromosome
Molecular function (GO): protein serine/threonine kinase activity; protein binding
Source: RefSeq, a predicted model, not a curated record